Messenger RNA from Zophobas morio, 1743 nucleotides. RefSeq names its product CTP synthase 1-like. Gene Ontology annotation, biological process: pyrimidine nucleobase biosynthetic process; CTP biosynthetic process. NCBI's taxonomy places the organism in Eukaryota, Metazoa, Arthropoda, Insecta, Coleoptera, Tenebrionidae. The coding region runs from base 1 to 1692 and encodes 563 amino acids. The record is from RefSeq and is a predicted model, not a curated record. The transcript is spliced from 15 exons. Gene Ontology annotation, cellular component: cytoophidium; cytoplasm. Gene Ontology annotation, molecular function: identical protein binding; CTP synthase activity.
AUGGAUUCUCUUAAAAAGCAAACUAAGUACGUUGUGGUAAGUGGCGGAGUCAUAAGCGGAAUUGGGAAAGGAGUUAUCGCAAGUAGUGUUGGCUUUUUAUUAAAGCAAUGUGGUUUAAAAGUUACUGCAGUUAAAAUUGAUCCAUAUUUAAAUAUUGAUGCCGGCACAUUCUCCCCUUACGAACAUGGGGAGGUGUUUGUACUAGAUGAUGGGGGAGAAGUUGACUUAGAUUUGGGUAACUACGAAAGAUUUUUAGGAAUUACAUUACAGAAACAUAAUAAUAUUACUACUGGAAAAGUUUACCAGAACGUCAUAAAUAAAGAAAGGAGAGGUGAUUACCUCGGGAGCACUGUUCAGGUUGUUCCCCACCUUACAAACGAGAUUCAAGAGUGGAUCGAGCGUGUAGCUCAAAUUAGUGUGGAUGAAAGUAAAAAACAACCAGAAGUUUGCAUCGUGGAACUGGGUGGAACGGUGGGUGAUAUAGAGAGUGCCCCCUUCGUUGAAGCGAUGCGGCAGUUCCAGUUUCGCGUAGGAGACCAUAACUUUUGUCUCGUGCAUGUAAGUCUUGUCCCACAAACGGGCACUUUGGAUGGUGAACAGAAGACAAAGCCGACCCAAGCGAGCGUUCGAGACUUGCGAGGCCUCGGCCUUUAUCCAGAUAUGAUAAUAUGCCGUAGUACUCUGCCCUUGCAGCCAGGCAUUAAGGAGAAGAUUUCUAUGUUUUGUCACGUGGAACCGAAAAAAAUACUAGCAGUUCACGAUUGCUCUUCCGUGUACGAAGUGCCGUUGCUUUUGGUUAAGCAGGAUCUCCCGGAACUCCUGUAUAAAAAGUUUCACUUGAAUAACGGAGUGGUACCCACGUCUGACGAAAGCAGUCAGUCUCUUAGUAUCUGGUCAGCGUUUUGCAGACGUUUAAAGACGUUAAGGGAUAGCGUUAGAAUCGCGAUUGUUGGUAAAUACACGGGGAUGCGUGAUGCCUACAUGUCGGUAAUCAAGGCCUUGGAGCACGCAUCGGUGGAAUGCUCCCGUAAGCUCGAGAUCAUCUGGAUUGAAGCAGAAUACCUUGAGAAGGAGAACCAAAAAAAAUAUCCAGCGCAGUACCAUACAUCAUGGGAGAAGCUUUGUUCCUCAGAAGGCGUCUUGGUUCCUGGCGGCUUCGGGGACAGGGGCAUCCUCGGCAUGGUCUCCGCAAUAGAAUGGGCUAGAAGUAAUAAGAUUCCCUUUCUUGGAAUAUGUUUGGGCUUGCAAGUAGCAGUCAUUGAACAUGCUCGUAACGUUUUAGGAUGGGAAGAUGCGAACUCCACUGAAUUUGACCCGGCAACCAGCCACCCAGUGGUGGAGUACAUGCCGGAGGUCUCCCGUACACACAAAGGCGGAACAAUGCGGUUGGGUUUGCGAACCACACACUUCCAGCGGGAUUGCUUGACGAAAAAGCUUUACGGACAGAAAGAAACGAUACAGGAACGCCACCGGCAUCGCUACGAAGUCAAUCCCCAAAUGGUCGAUCAUUUUGAAAGCGCCGGACUGCACUUCGUUGGCCGUGACGACUCUGGAAGCCGAAUGGAAAUUCUCGAACUGGACGAUCAUCCCUUCUUUGUUGCCGUGCAGUACCACCCAGAGUAUUUAACACGCCCGCUGAAACCGCAUCCCGUAUUUAGAGGAUUUAUUUCGGCGUGUAAUUGCGGCAAAUGAGACGGUGUUUGUUGAUGGAACGCAGUAACAAAAUAAAACCCGAAUAGCUCA